AUUAUCUUAUAUAACGUUAAUUUGUUAGACGUUUAACAAUUCGAUUAAUUGUGGUUUUUAUUGUUAUUAAAAUGGCCUUGACUCUAAUAAAAUAGAGCAAUAAAUGAGUGCUUGAGGUAUAAAAACUUUAGAUUUUCCAUUUGUUCGAUCGAAAAUGAAACGCAUAGUUGUUUGUACCAAGUGUGAUAAUUCGAUGCGCGUACACACAUCACCAAUGCUGCGAUAAUAUGUUGAUAAAGAAUUUUAUCAUUUCACCUCGAUAAGACGACGAAUGUAGAUGUAUAGGAGUCGCGCUCGCGGUUCAAAAUGCGCGCCAUAAUAAUUUUGACGUUUAACUUUUUAAUUUUGAAUGUCAACGGUCAAGAGGUCGAAGCGGACGGUGUUACGGAGGAAGUGCAAAAAUUAAUAAAAUUGUGUUCGUUUUGUACGUGCAGUGAAAUACCAGAUAUCGACGGUACUCAUUUAGUGUUCAAUAUAUUGUGUUCUGAGUUGGAUAGGAUACAGAAUGUCGCAGAUUUGGAUAAGAUUCAAUGGCCGGAGAACCCCAAUGGAUUGAAAAUUUCCGCCGCUUUUGAAGGUUUGGGACUCAACACACUUGGCAGAUUACCUCCAAAUGCACAAGUGGAAAGUCUUAGGUUUAGUAAUAACGCAAUUAAGACGUAUUGGCCGGAUCCUUUUAAUGAUGUACCCAAUCUGAAAAGGCUAUCGUUCUCACAAAACGAGCUAAUGGAAAUAACACCAGAUCUAUUCACGAAUAUAGAACAUUUAGAGGAACUGGAUUUAUCGUACAACAAGUUAACAGAUUUCAAUGUAUUAGAUUUUAAGUUUUUACAUAAUUUAAAGAGAUUGAAUUUACAAAGUAAUCUUAUAAAGAAGAUGCCCAUCGAAGUUUUGAGCCCAAUGAUUUUGUUGGAGGAUUUAGAUUUAAGCAAGAACGGAAUUUACGAUCUUUUGCUACAAAAGAGUGAGAGCGAGCCAUUUAAAGUUGUUAAAAGAUUGAGUUUAAGCGGGAAUAGAAUAAGAUCCGUGACCAAGGAGUCAUUUCCUCUAAAUAAUAGUAUUGAACUUCUAGACUUAUCAAACAAUGUGAUAGAGAUCGUAGAAGAGAACGCAUUUAUCACUUGCGUCAAUUUGAGAGAAUUGAACCUUGGGCAGAACAACAUAACGUUCACUUUCGCACUGCCGCCAUCACUGCAGAUUGCCAUAUUGAAAAUCAACACUUUAUACCACUGGCCCACAUUUCCUGGCGGCAUCACUUACAUAGAUAUUUCUUACAAUAGAUUAUCGGAUAUGUAUAACGAAAAUCAAGUUGAGUUUGAUAAUUUAGAGAUUCUUAAUAUAGGAGGUAAUCAAAUAAAAGAUAUAAAUAUAGAAAACAAACUACCAAAGUUAUACAGUUUAGACAUAUCUUACAACUUAAUAAAAGAAAUACCAAAAUGUUUAAACAGUCAGAUAUUACCGAAAUUGGAGGAAUUGCGUUUAGAUGGCAACCCUAUAGAGGACAUUUAUUUUAAAAACAUUCUAUCGUUGAAGAAUUUAUACUUGAACGAUAUGCACAAGUUGGUGAUUGUAAAGGAUAAAGCUUUCAGUAAUGUUAUUGGUAGAGGUGAUGAAACUACGAACGAAAGAAAUUGUUUUUACUUGUACAUGUCCAGCUGCGGUUCUUUGAGUGAAAUACAAGAGGGCGCUUUUGAUGCGACAUCGUUGUGUAUGAUCGACAUAAGCAAAAACAAUUUGACCCGACUGUCGAAGGACCUGCUCGAUUGGCGGUCGCUAAACGAGGGCGCAGAUCUGCAGUAUAACCCUUGGGAGUGCUCCUGCCCGCUGCAGUGGGUGCUGGAUGAUCUCCUGCCGAUACUGUAUAAAAGCAACUCGAGACUGCUCACUGAACUCAGAUGUGGGUCGCCGCGGGGCUACGAGGGGCUGCGGCUGGUGCACUGGUACAACUGGACGGAGCCCGCCAUGUGCAGCGACAUGAUGAUGCGCGCGGGACCACACGGCACUUACAUCUUACAACCGUCAACGGACUCGGGUCCCAAGUUCAAUUAUUUAAUAAUAAUAUUAGUUGCGUGCAUCACUGUAGCGUUGUUGAUAGCGAUCGCACUGUUCGUAUACUUGAUGCGCAACAGACGGCGACACAAACUGCGACAGGCAGCGCUCAAACGUAAGCGACAAACUGCCGCAGAUGUUAAAAACAGCAAUGGAUUGCAAAAAGAAAAGUUCGGAUCGUUUAAUAAAGCUUAAGUUAAGCUCAAAAUUGUAUUACAAAGGAUUUUUAAUGGGCUUUCUAUUGCCAACAUUUUAUAUAAAAACAUAUUGUUUUUCCUCUCACUCUGAUAUAACUAUAUGUUUUUCUACAUGUGUUUCGGCAUAGAAAAUCUACGGUAAUAUAAUAUUUUU
This is a messenger RNA of Papilio machaon (common yellow swallowtail), 2400 nucleotides long. Its product is annotated as toll-like receptor 3. Bases 307 to 2244 code for a protein of 645 amino acids. Gene Ontology annotation, cellular component: extracellular matrix. The record is from RefSeq and is a predicted model, not a curated record. The transcript is spliced from 8 exons. Gene Ontology annotation, molecular function: protein binding. Lineage: Eukaryota; Metazoa; Arthropoda; Insecta; Lepidoptera; Papilionidae.